This is a messenger RNA of Taeniopygia guttata (zebra finch), 2338 nucleotides long. The record is from RefSeq and is a predicted model, not a curated record. Lineage: Eukaryota; Metazoa; Chordata; Aves; Passeriformes; Estrildidae.
AUGAAGAAGACCAGGAUCUUCAGCCUCAAGAGACCACCAGAGACCCCCGCAGGACCACCAUGGCAAACCACGCAUGCCCAGAAGGGCCUAGACCUAUUUAGCAUGAGAGGCGAGGACAGGACACCCUCUUGCAUCUCCUCUCCCUCUCCCGCUCUCCCGCACCCUCUCCCGCUCUCCCUUUCCCGCUGUCCCCUCCUCUCCCCGCCUCCUUCUCCCCCAUGCCGGGCCGGGCCAUGCCCCCGGCCCGCCCCCGGCCCCGGGCGGGGCUGCCCCGUCCCCGCCCCCGCCCGCCCCGCCGCGGUCUCGCCUCCGCCCGGCUCUGGGCGUGCUGGCAGUGGCGCUGCUGGGCGGGCAUCAGUGCCUGGGGCUGGGGCGGCAUCGCCGCCCUUUGGCUCCGCCUGGCCCGAGCCCGGCCCCGGCCCCGGCCCCGGCCCCGGCCCCGGCCCCGGCCCCGGCCCCGGCUCCUCCCGGGCCCCGCGGAGGACACAGCGGUGCAGUCGCUGCCGCCUCCGCUGCGGCUGCCCCGGCCCGAGCUCCGCCGCUGCUCAGCAGCGCGGCCGCCGGCCCCGAGCCGCCGCUGUCCCGGGGCCGGCAGAGAACGCCUGGGGAUGGCCGGCCCGGGGCGCUCGGGGGGCGCUCGGGGCUCCUGUCCGAGGAGGAGGCGCGGGGGCUGCUCCGCAGGUGCUGGAGGCCGUGCGGCGCUGCACCAGCUGCGGGGUCCUGCACAGGGACAUCAAACCAGGGAACAUCCUGCUCGACCUGGCCACCGGGCAGCUGAAACUGAUCGGCUUUGGCUGUGGCACCUUCCUCCAAGACACAGCCUACACCCAGUUUGCAGGAACCCUGUCCUACAGCCCACCAGAGUGGAUCCACCACCAACGCUACCACGGCGAGGCAGCGAUGAUCUGGUCCCUGGGCCUCCUGCUGCACCACCUGGUCAUGGGAAAGCACCCGUUCAGGAGGGGCCAGGAGAUCAUCUGGGGGUGGAUCUUGUUCCCAUGAUGGCUCUCUCCAGGUGGAUCCUCAUCUCUGGCCACGGGGGAAUACCAGAGCUGGGAAACAGCAGCAGCUCGAGAGCAUCCCGCUCUGGCAGCUGCUGAGGAGGUGGCACAUGUCCUGCUCUCCUGCUCUCCUCCAAACAGAGGAUCCAUGGGGAAGUUUAGGCCCAGCUCUGGGCACACCCAGCAUGGCCUGGGCAUGGGAACAGGGGGCAACUUCUCCAACUGACUGGUGAUUGCUGGUUUCUCUCCCCACAGUGCCAGGAUGUCAUUAAGAGGUGUUUGUCCAUGCAGCCCUUGGACAGGCCAUCCUUAGAAGAGCUUUUCCGUGAUCCUUGGGUGCAGGGUGUUCCUCUGCCCUAGAAGAUGGGAGAGAUCCACGUGCACAGUUGGAUCCAGGGGCCUGGCAGAUUUUGAAGUGACGAGGGGAGAAAAAAUGUUUGGAUGACAUAAGGCUCCAUGAACCAAGAAAACAAGAGAAUAGUGACUUUCUAAAUAAGUCAAGGAACUCUUCUUUCUGAGAGCAUUCUGGUGAGCUUUGGCGUUUCUUUGCUGGGGAGUUGAGCGGCUCCCGUUCAGCUGUCUGCUGUGAGAGUUCUUCAGGGGCUGGCCAGGAACAAAGAGGCAGAAGGGGGAAUUUCGUGCCUGGCUGGCUGUUCACAGCCCUUGGAGGAUCUGAGGGACGGCUGCUGUUUCUCUGGCACAGCGCUGGCUUCCCGGGCAGGAGCAGAAGCGUUCCAGUGGUUAAUGAGCGCCUGCCUUUGUGUCGGAGUUCAGGCUCUUCUUGGACUGGGAUUUCACAAACAAUGAAGAAGUUUCUGACACUGCUACUCCCCACUCCCGGGGUCCCCUAGCAAAAGAAAGAGGGGGAAAAAAUAGUUCAGGGAGUAUUUCUGAAAUUAGCAUUAAAGGGGAUUACCCUGCAAUCAAAGUACACCUUUAAGCAAGGGUGGGCUAUGAACUUACUCACUCUGAAAACCAUCCCUAGUACAAACAGCUGCCAGCACCCCAAAUUUGGCACAGACGGACAGACAAACCUGUUAAUCUCAGAAGUUCAGGAUUAACCAGGGAAGAGGGAGAAAAGUACCCUGAAAGCAAAUCCACUUUAGAGCCACAGCAAGAAUCAUUCCAUCUGCAGUAGUUACCACAUCCAUCACUAUUGCCUGACCCAUACUUCCAAGAAUUCCUCCACAGGGAAUGAGCAAACAACUGACCCCUACCCCCACCGUAAAGAUCAAAGGUUUGGCAACCAGUCUGCAAAGAGAAGUGCCUCACUUCUCUUGCCAUUUGUUGUCGCACAGCAAUCAAGUGAGUGGGACUGCCGGCAUUGGGGACAGAGG